ACCCUGAAAAUCUAAAUGUGAGAAGCAAAAAAAAAUGUUGUUGGAUUCCUGUCUCUGCCCUGCAAUCAAUUGAUCACUUUUUUUAUUUGUAACUGACAUAUUUUUUAACAUUGUACUCUACUAAUAUAUAAUAGCAUGAAAUAUGGUCAUGGUGAAUUAAUAGGUAACAGGUAAUCUAAUCAAAUUAUUCUGAAUUAGUUUGAUCUGUUCGUGUGGAAUAAUACGUGACACGGGGAUGUUCUUAGGGUUAGAAGAUCUCAUACAUUCAGCAUUAAAGGCCCACUGAAGUGUCUUGGAACAUGCAGCAUUAUUCAAUGUGUUGAUGUAAUUUCAACUAAACGGGAAGACCUCAGCUCCUCCCCUUUUUUAAAAUAGCCAAUAGCGUUUUAUUUAUAUCACGGUUCGGCCAGAGCCGUUGAACUCGGUAAAGCUUCAGUUUGCUUAUAAUCUCUAACCGUUUCUCCUCAUAAUCUCCUCCACAUCGCUUUAAAACAUGAUCCGCUCUGUGCUCUCGUGUCUCUGGACCUGUGUGCAUGCUGCAGCGGUUCACGUGACACUAAUGUGAAACCAGACUUCAUUGCUUCAGUGGAAAGCAUAUUUACACUGUCAGAAUCAUUCCCUGUCCCCUAUAUAGUGCUCUAUGUGCCAUGAACAAGUGACUGAAGUCAGCCGCAGCUUCAGCAUAUUUAUAAUGUAGGGGGAGGGACUUCAGACUCUAGAGAGCAUCUGAUUGGACAGGAGAUCUGAUCCAUGAUCCAUUUUAGCUGAAGUGAGAGAGUGUAAUUUUUGAAUGCUUAUAUCUCCUAAAUGCGAAUUUUGUCUUUGUUUUAUAGCACACCAGCUUAUUCACAACCUUAAGACUAACAUAUUCAUACUAAAAGCUAAUUUUAAAGGAUUUUAAAGCUAAAGUGCUACUAAAAAGCUUUACUGAUCAAAACGCGGCUCUCUUGUAAUUGCACUCAGCCGCAGAUCCGGUCCUAGAUGGCGCUGUUGCUCUUUCUAACAUAUAGGAUGUUCCCUGACAAGACUUGCCGCUCGGUCUUCAUCUGAACCUCAAAUGAUUCACCUUCAGAUAUUUAAGUGCCCUCACGGGGAGUUGAUAUUCAUUGGAUUUUUACAUUACCGGUCAAAAGUUUUAUAACAGUAAGUCAUCAAGUACAGUAGGCAAAGUCAUAACACUAUCAGCUGUAUUCUUACCAUUUUUCAAAAGAUGUAUGGAAAGUAUACAGCCACCAAAACAUCCUUCAAAGCAGCCAGCCUUUGCUUAGACUGCAUAGGUGGGCCUAAAUGCUCAAAGUUUUAGUUUUGUAAAGAAAUGAAUACGUGGGUAUGCAUAUAAUCCGAUCAUAAUCCUUCAGUAUUAGUAAUAUAUAUUAUAUAAGCCUAGCGUUUGCAAGAUUUUAGUUUGUCUCAUCAUUUUACAGAUAAUGGCUCUGCGCACCGCUCGAUAGUUGUGAGCUCGAAUAUAAGGCAGCAGAGCGAGCAGCGCUGAAAUAAAGCUGACAGGUGUUUGCCCGCCUGGACUUUUCCUUUGACUAAUCACGAAAGGUCUCAUAUAUCAAGUGUCUCUCAUUUCACGGUGAGCUUGCAUUCAUGCCUCAGGUCAACGAUGUUUUAUAUACGACCGCUAGAGGUUGAUGCAAACCCUCCAGAGUGUGGGACGGACUACCGCUUUCAACACUUUUCAGGGAUGCAGUCUUGUGUUGGUGCACGCACAACUUGAGCUAGUUCAUGCACUGACUCCUGAGGCUGCGCGCUCCCGUUCCCAGGCUGCUGGUGCUGUUUUCAGUACACGCACAGGUGAAGAGUCCUUGUAAGUUGUUUCUUUCUCUCUCUCUUUUGACAUUAUUUGAUUGAUGUUAAACAGUUCGAAAUGCAACUGAAUGGCAUUGGUGAAGAUGUUGCCUAACAGUGGCACAGCGCAAGGCACCAGCUGACCUGAGGCAUCACUUUGAAGUGUAAGAAGGAGUUCAUUCCAAAGCAUAUACGGGAUAAAGACUUGAUUAGGCUAAUAAAGAAACUGAAACAAAGUUAUACAUGGUGCACCAUGGAGAGCGCCAUCAUCAACCCAGCAGCACUCGCUUGGUGAAAGCAUCAUCCUGAGAGAUAAAGAUGAGAGCGCCAACAUUUGGACUUCUGUGGAGCUGUCUCGGUUUUCUUCACGGCGUUCAAUGCGGUUUAGGAGACAACCAUGUGCAUUCGAGCUUUAUUUACAGGCGGUUGCGUAACCACGAGCGGCGAGAGAUCCAGAGAGAAAUCCUCUCCAUCCUGGGCUUGCCCCACCGUCCCCGGCCCUUCUCCCCGGGCAAACAAGCGUCGUCGGCACCGCUCUUCAUGCUGGACCUGUACAACGCGAUGACGACCGACGAGGAGGACGCGAUACUCGGGAAGGCGCUCGCUGGGAAAGCGCGUAAAAGCGCCUCUGGAGUUCCACAUGGAUACUCGCGCGCCCCGCAGCAGCCGUACCGCGCGGCGCCGUUGACCAGUCAGAGCCCGCCUUUGGCCACCGCGCACGACACCAACUUUCUGAAUGACGCGGAUAUGGUGAUGAGUUUUGUCAAUCUAGUCGAGAGGGAUAAGGACUUCUCCCAUCACAGACGACACUACAGGGAGUUUCGCUUCGACCUGACUCAGAUUCCGGAAGGCGAGGCAGUGACCGCCGCCGAGUUCAGGAUUUAUAAGGAUCAAAGUCCCGUCAGAUACGAGAACAUCACACUCAAGGUGACCAUAUACCAAGUCAUCAAAGAAUAUCCAAACAGGGAUGCUGAAACGUUUCUCUUGGACUCGAAAAAGAUCCGUGCCACUGAUGGGGGGUGGCUGGUGUUUGACAUCACGGCCACCAGUAAUCACUGGCUCCUGAACCCGCAGCAGAACAUGGGCCUUCAGCUCUGCGUGGAGAACGCUGACGGUAGAAGCAUCAACAUGAAAUCUGCUGGCAUCAUCGGAAGGAACGGACCUCAGUCCAAACAGCCAUUCCUGGUGGCUUUUUUCAAAGCCAGUGAGGUUCUGCUCCGUUCUGUAAGAGCAACAGGAGGCAAGAAGAAGAGCCACAGAAACAAAAGCAAACCACAACAGAAAACUUCACCAGCUAUCAAAAGUGGAGAUCAGAACACCAGUGAACAGAGGCAAGCCUGCAAGAAGCAUGAACUUUACGUGAGCUUCCGCGACUUAGGAUGGCAGGAUUGGAUUAUUGCUCCAGAGGGCUAUGCAGCCUUUUAUUGUGAUGGAGAAUGUUCAUUUCCACUGAACGCACAUAUGAAUGCGACAAACCAUGCGAUUGUGCAGACCUUGGUCCAUCUAAUGUUUCCUGAUAAUGUGCCAAAGCCUUGCUGUGCACCAACCAAACUGAAUCCCAUAUCAGUGCUGUAUUUUGAUGACAGCUCAAAUGUGAUUCUGAAAAAGUACCGGAAUAUGGUGGUGAGGUCCUGUGGUUGUCAUUGAGGGCAGAGAAGCGUCUGUGUCAUAUUGCUGGAAUAAAUAACAUAUCAAAAGAAAUAGUUUUUGACAUUUGAUGUACAGUAUUAUGUAUAUAUUAGCUCAUAAUUCCUCUUAUUUAUUUGGCUUUGUUUUGUAAUAACGUUUUUAUAUGUGUGAUGUAGAUCAGUUAAAGUUACCACUCUUACCACAAAUCAAUGGCCGAUUGCUCUUUCUCUGAGAAUAUGUUUAUGAGUUAGACCAGUUAGAGAGAGUCAUAGACUAGACGAUCAAAUAUAAUUUACUUUCUUUCGAUUACAUGUUAUAAGUUCACGAGCAACCACUCCAAAACAGAACUGCUGCUAUUUUACAAAAGAAAUGUAAAACCCUAGUUAACCUAUUUACAUUAUUUUUUUGAUGUGGGUAAAAAAAAAAGAACAGCCAUAUUGGAUUUAGCAAAAAUAAAUAAAUAAUAAUAAUAAUUCUUUGUUAAUAAAAUGAGUGUAGUGUUGUUGUAAGAGCACUGAGUAUGUUUAUACAUAUUUUCUCAAAUAUUCCAAAGUAUUGCAGACCACAAUUGCUAAUUUAUAUUAGUUUGCUUUAGAUAUCCGUGGGUGGAUAUAAAAAAUUAAGGUUGAUUUUUUUUUUUUUUUUUCUGAGCAAAUAUUCUUCCUCCUUAUAUACACUUGUAUUAGUACUCUGAGUAAUAUAUAUUUUUUGGAAAAUAUUGCAUUUAUUAUUUUAGAACCAUGUUUGUAUGUCAUUAAAUCUAUUUUCAAAUA
This is a messenger RNA of Megalobrama amblycephala (Wuchang bream), 4196 nucleotides long. RefSeq names its product bone morphogenetic protein 5 (gene bmp5). Gene Ontology annotation, biological process: SMAD protein signal transduction. Bases 2113 to 3441 code for a protein of 442 amino acids. Gene Ontology annotation, cellular component: extracellular region. The transcript is spliced from 7 exons. The record is from RefSeq and is a predicted model, not a curated record. Lineage: Eukaryota; Metazoa; Chordata; Actinopteri; Cypriniformes; Xenocyprididae. Gene Ontology annotation, molecular function: cytokine activity; growth factor activity.